CGGCUCCGCUUCCGGCGGGGCGGUGCUGGGCAGGGCCGCGGCGCCAUCCGCCACCGGCAGCCCGGGCCGGGCCCGGCGCUCCCCGGCCUCGCCAUGCAGCGCUUCACGGUGAACAUCAAACUGCCCGCACGGACCCUGACCGGAGCCCUCAGCCCCCACAACAGAGGGGCGGCGGAUUGGGGCUGGCAAGGUUUAAUUGCAUAUGGGUGCCAUUCCCUUGUGCUGAUAAUUGAUGCCAACACUGCCCAGACUUUGCAGGUUUUGGAAAGGCACAAAGCUGGUGUUGUCAAGGUUAAAUGGGCUAAAGAAAAUUACCAUCACAAUCUUGGCUCUCCAUAUUCUUUACGCUUGGCUUCUGCUGAUGUUACUGGGAAGAUCAUUGUGUGGGAUGUGGCAACAGGAGCAGCUCGUUGUGAAAUACAAGAACAUGCAAAACCAAUCCAAGACAUGCAGUGGCUGUGGAAUCAAGAUGCUUCUAGAGAUUUACUGCUUGCAGUUCACCCACCCAAUUAUAUUGUGCUGUGGAAUGCAGACACAGGCACCAAACUUUGGAAGAAAAGUUAUGCUGAAAAUAUCCUGUCUUUUUCAUUUGACCCCUUUGAUCCAUCACACUUAGCUUUGCUCACCAGUGAAGGAAUAGUGUUCAUCUCUGACUUCUCUCCGUCCAAAGCUCCUGCCAGCUCAGGGAAGAAAGUUUACAUCACAAGUCCCCACUCCAGUCCUUCUCAUAACAAGCUGGCUGCUGCUACAGGGGCCAAAAAGGCUCUUGAUAAAGUAAAAAUCUUAAUCAGUAAUGAAAAACCAAGUGCUGAAUCUGUAACACUCAAUGACUGCCUUCAGUUGUCAUAUUUGCCUUCCAAAAGAAACUACAUGCUGUUACUGUAUCCCAGAGAAAUUCUGAUUCUUGACUUGGAAGUGAAUCAGACAGUGGGUGUGAUUGCAAUUGAAAGAACAGGUGUUCCUUUCAUACAGGUAAUUCCUUGUUUCCAGAGGGAUGGGUUGUUUUGUCUACAUGAAAAUGGUUGUGUCACUUUACGAGUUCGCAGAUCUAACUGCAGCAUAACUGGAACUCCAAAUGAAGAGCCAGAUCCAGAGCCAGUUCAGGAGCUGAUUUAUGAUUUAAGAAGUCAGUGUGAUGCCAUCAGGGUGACAAAAACAGUUCGACCCUUCAGCAUGGUGUGUUGCCCAGUCAAUGAGAAUUCUGCAGCCCUCGUAGUCAGUGAUGGCAGGAUAAUGAUCUGGGAAUUAAAAUCUAGUUUUUCUGGCAGAAAUGUGCGGAACAGCAGUUCAAAUGCAUCACCUUUGUAUUCCCCCAUCUCAUUCUGUGGAAUUCCAGUAGGAGCAUUCCAAAAUAAACUUCCAGACCUUUCCCUAGACAACAUGAUUGCAGGGCAAGGCACAAUUGCUGGAGAAGAACAGUUUAAAAGUUCUUUUUUGCAAGAAGUGCAUCUCAAGUUUUUGCUGACUGGGCUUCUUUCAGGACUUCCUCUGCCUCCUUUUGCCAUCCGUAUGUGCCCUCCUCUUACAACUAAAAACAUAAAACAAUAUGAGCCAAUCCUGGCUGUUGGUACAAGUAAUGGCUCUGUCCUGGUGUUUCAUCUGACAAGUGGUCUCUUACACAAAGAGUUAAGCAUCCAUUCCUGUGAAGUCAAGGGAAUUGAGUGGAUAAGCUUGACUGGGUUUAUUUCCUUUGCCACAUCAACACCCAACAAUCUGGGGCUGGUGAGGAAUGAGCUGCAGCUGGUGGAUCUACCUACAGGCAGGAGCAUUGCAUUUCGUGGGGAGCGAGGCAAUGAUGAGCCAGCUAUUGAAAUGAUCAAGGUGUCUCAUUUGAAGCAGUAUCUAGCUGUUGUAUUUAAAGACAAACCACUGGAGAUCUGGGAUGUCAGAACAUGCACUCUGCUCAGAGAAAUGUCCAAAAACUUCCCUACAGCAACUGCUUUGGAAUGGUCACCUUCUCAUAACCUAAAAAGCCUGAGGAAGAAGCAAUUAGCAGCCCGUGAGGCCAUGGCCCGACAGACAGUUGCAUCAGAUACUGAAGUCAGCAGUGUAGAGUCUUCUGUUAUCAGCUUGUUACAGGAAGCUGAGAGCAAAUCAGAGCUGAGCCAGAACAUUUCUGCCAGAGAGCACUUUGUGUUUACAGGUGCUGAUGGGCAGGUUUAUCAUCUCACAGUAGAAGGAAACACAGUCAAAGACAGUGCAAGAAUUCCACCUGACGGAAGUAUGGGUAGUAUUACAUGUAUUGCCUGGAAAGGGGAUAUCCUGGUUCUUGGAGAUGUUGAUGGAAACUUAAACUUCUGGGAUUUGAAAGCUAGAGUAUCCAGGGGGAUUCCCACACAUCGUAGCUGGGUGAAAAAGAUCCGGUUUGCCCCAGGGAAAGGAAACCAAAAGCUUCUUGCAAUGUACAAUGAUGGAGCAGAAAUUUGGGAUUCAAAAGAGGUACAAAUGGUGAGCAGUUUAAGAAGUGGAAGAAAUGUCAAUUUCCGAAUCCUGGAUGUGGACUGGUGCACCUCAGACAAAGUGGUUUUGGCAUCAGAUGAUGGGUGCAUCAGAGUUCUAGACUUGUCCAUGAAACCCUCGUGUUUUAGAAUGGAUGAGCAGGACUUAAUAGAACCUGUGUGGUGUCCCUAUCUGCUUGUUCCAAGGGCUUCAUUAGCUUUAAAAGCAUUCCUGUUGCAUCAGCCAUGGAAUGAGAAGUAUUCUCUGGAUAUUACAAGCAUUGAUUAUCCUGAGAACGAAAAUAUUAAAAACCUUCUUCAGGAGCAGUUGAAUUCAUUGUCCAAUGACAUAAAGAAACUUUUGCUUGAUCCAGAUUUUACUCUCUUGCAAAGAUGUCUCCUAGUUGCCAGACUCUAUGGGGAUGAAUCUGAACUGCAUUUCUGGACUAUUGCUGCCCACUAUUUGCACAGCUUAGCCCAGGAAAAGCCAGCAAAAGCACCAGACACAGCUAUCCUUCAAGAACAGCUGAUCAGUCCUUUGGAUAUAUGCUAUGAUUUACUGUGUGAAAAUUCUUACUUCCAGAAAUUCCAGCUUGAAAGGGUAAAUCUCCAGGAGGUGAAGAGAUCAACAUAUGAUCAUACCAGGAAAUGUGCUGAUCAGCUCCUUCUCUUGGGCCAGACUGACAGAGCAGUACAACUAUUGCUAGAAACAAGUUCAGAGAAUGCACAUUAUUACUGUGACUCACUCAAAGCUUGCUUGGUCACAACUGUCACCUCCUCAGGCCCCUCUCAAAGUACCAUCAAACUGGUAGCAACCAACAUGAUAGCCAGUGGAAAGCUUGCAGAGGGGGUGCAGUUGCUGUGUCUGAUUGAUAAGGCAGCUGAUGCCUGUCGCUACCUGCAGACUUACGGCGAAUGGAAUCGUGCAGCAUGGCUUGCAAAGGUCCGGUUGAACUCCGAGGAAUGUGCUGAUGUCCUGAAGCGCUGGGUAGAUCACCUCUGCUCUCCUCAAGUCAACCAGAAGUCCAAAGCCAUUCUUGUCCUCUUGUCACUUGGAUGCUUUACAAAAGUUGCAGAGAUGUUGCACAGUAUGAGGUACUUUGAUAGAGCAGCUUUAUUUGUUGAAGCUUGCCUGAAGUAUGGUGUGUUUGAAAUGAAUGAUGAUACAAAUAAAUUGAUCCAUGCUGUAUAUGCAGAUUAUGCCAGAAGCUUGAAGGUCCUGGGCUUUAAACAAGGAGCUGUUCUCUUUGCCUCAAAAGCAGGAGAAAGUGGUAAAGAGCUGCUUAUGGAGCUCAAACAGCCUAAAGAGGAAGAGACCCAGGACUAAGAACUUUGGUUUUGAGGAUCUUUGGGUUGUCUGUCAGUCUGAGAGUCCACUGUGUGAAAACACAUUUUUCUCUUGAAUCCCUGAAAUAGCUGCCUGUGAUUUGAGCAAAUAUUGUUAAAUGUGUGUGGAGGCAAGAUUGAGAACUGCUUUGUGUUUGUUAAAGAUGUCUCCAUUUUCACAAGAGGGGAGAGAAGCCUGUGAUAAAGUUAGACAUGAGGAUUUGCAACUUUUUCCACUCUAACAGAAGUCAAAUUUAGAAAUGUGCUGAAAGAGUUCUAUAUCUGUGUAAAAGUCUGCUCCAUUUACUUUUAAAAAUCAGAUCUUUAGAGUUCUUCACUGCUGUUGUAUUUAUAUGUAUAAAUGAUUGAAUCUGUACUAUAAAAAUAUAAAUAUAUUUAAAGAAUAAAUAUAGAUCACAAAACACCCAGCUCUUUCCUGGAACAUCAUGUUUUCUCAGUCCAGUUUUUCUGUUUAAAGUUACUGCUAUUUGAAAUCAGUAUUGUCAAUAAUGACUGGAUAUAUGUCAAUAAUAACUGUCUGGAAAGAAAUCUUUAACAGAUUAAUUUCCAAAAGCCUCCUAACAUUCCAAAAAUCCAUGAAAUGUCCUUUUUUUUUUUCAAUAAAGUGUUGUUAUAUUCUUUGUUACUCUGAAGUGUGCACUCCUUGCACACCUUAGGGACUAAAUUCUGCCUUGUGCUGACUGGUUCCUGGGAUCAAAGGAUGGGAGAAGAUCCUACCUCAAAAGCAGCAAGGUAGGCUCCUGCAGAGUAUUCAGGAGACUGAUAAUGCUGUCUCCACAGUUCCUGUUUUGUUUGUUACUUGGAAGUGUGAUUAACAAUAGGUAGGAAAAAGAUUGUGCAAAGCCAAAAUGUUGGCUUUUUAGAUACUUUUUAUGCUAACACAUACUCCAAAUACUUAAGGAUGCCACCAGUAACUUCUUCAGUGAUUUUUUUUUUUUUUUGUGCCAGUAUUUCAGUAUUUAAAUACUGUUUUCCUUCUUGUUCCUCGUGUCAGACAUAUCUUUUGUAUUCAUGGAUCUCUUUGGCUGAGAAAUUCCCCAGCUGAAGAGCAGAUGCUGCUGUUGCAUUGCCCUUGCAAACUGAAAACUGUGGCAUGUGGAAAUCAGUCUUGGCUAAAAAGCAGAAUUAUUCUGUUUACAGAGUUGCUGGAUCUACUGAAGUUUAGUACUCUGUAGUGAAAAGACUCAUCAUGUAAACUUUAAAUGUUAUUGAUAUUUUGUGUACUUGAGGUGAUUGUGCAUUGGGUUCUCCUUCUGUAAGAGUAUUUGUGAUACAUAAUCUACUCCCCUUCCUAGAGGACCACCAGCUUCAGGCCAUCUCUGACUCCAGAAACAUUUCCAUUCAAAUCUAAGGUAGCAUUUCUGUUCCAAUUUGAAAGGUUGGGCUUUUCAAUAAUGAUGUUUUUUUAAUACAAACUGAAAAUAUGAGUGGUGUUGCUCGAAGUGAAUGUAAAUGGUUUCACUGCAAGGUCUCUUUAUUUCUUCUCCCCACAUCUUACAUAGACUGUAAAAUACUUUCUGUCCAGUGUAUUAUAAAUAAUUCUUCUGUGUUGUAGUUUGGGAAAGGAAGUGUACAGUGAAAUUUGCCUUAAGCUUGAACUGGUGAACAACUGAGUUGAGUAAAAUGAACUCUUGUUACCAGUGGGAUGAGUUCUGGCUCACAUCAACUGCUACAACACUCCUCAGUUCCUACUCGUGGUUAUGGUUCCAUGGAUGAGGUUACUCCAGAGUUCCUAUGAGCACAUGCAACUUGUUCUUUGACAGAUUACACAGAAUUGCUUUGCCAGCACAUCUCUGGAAG
Molecule: messenger RNA, 5585 nt
Organism: Calypte anna (Anna's hummingbird)
Lineage: Eukaryota; Metazoa; Chordata; Aves; Apodiformes; Trochilidae
Gene: WDR11
Product: WD repeat domain 11
Exons: 29
Coding region: 94-3765 (1223 amino acids)
Cellular component (GO): cytoplasm
Molecular function (GO): protein binding
Source: RefSeq, a predicted model, not a curated record